UGGAUAAACGAGCGUUCGCAUGGAAUGUCAAAUCGGAAAGAAGAAGCAUAUCGUAUACAAAUUAAACAAAUUUAACGCGCUUAACAAAACCUUGUGAAAUGGAAAUGUCCGAGGACUCAGGCACUGCUGCAGAUGCAGUUGCUCCGCCGGCGGAGAAGGUAUCCAAGCUGACCAAUGCCCAAAAGGCGCGAAUCGAGAGGAAUCUGGCGAAGGCGCAGAAAUUGCGAGAGGCUAAGUUGGUUUUGCAUCCAUUUAAGGACCUGGCCAGCAACAAGGAUGGAGGCUUGCACCCGGAGGCUGCACUCAGCCAGGGUAGCUCUGUGAUCAAGGUGCAGGGCACCAAGUACAUAGACAGUGGCGGGGGAUUCCUGCUGGAGCAGCCUGUCCUGCCCACAAAUGGGCAGCCGGGUCUAAACAAAUCCGGAGGAGAGGAGACCCCUGUUAUUCUGGACGAUGCCAUCGCCAUACCCGUGCAGUACGAGGAGUGUUUGGAAUGCGGCGACCAGUACGCCGACUCCUAUCUGUUCAACAACUUUGGGCACUCGGUGUGCGACAAGUGCCGGGACAACGAUGGCCGCCACGCCCUGAUCACCCGUACGGAGGCCAAAGCGGAGUAUCUGCUCAAGGACUGCGACUUCGACAAGCGAGAACCAAAGCUGCGCUUCAUCAGUCGCAAGAAUCCGCACAACGUGCGCUGGGGCGAGAUGAAGCUGUAUCUCCAUCUGCAGAUCCAGAAGCGCGCCCUGGAGGUCUGGGGCAGCGAGGAGGAGCUGGUGCGCCAGCACGAGUCUCGCGAGGACAAGCGCGAGGUGGGCAAGGCGCGCAAGUACAACAAGCAGAUGAAGCAGCUGCGCAUGGAGGUGCGCAGCAGCAUCUACACCAAGAAGACGCACGCCAUCCACGAGCACGAGUUCGGACCGGACACCCAUAACGAGGAGGAGGACACCUACACGCACACCUGCCUCACCUGUCCGUACAGCGAGACGUAUGAGAAGAUGUAGAGCUUCUAGUUGAUCACAUCAGGCAGCUUUUCUUGGUCGGUCUAGAUCUCCAAUUUUGUAGUUUGUAAGCUGAAGCCCAUCGAAAAGGUUUGCCCACUUAAUGCAUUGAAUACUUGAAUACUUGAUUAUUAUAUAUAAAAACUAAGCAGUUAUUUUUCAGUUUUUUUUUGUUUAUAUUAUAUAGAGUCUGUUAUAAACAAAGAAUUUUUAGAAUCAUUUUGAAUUAUUUUGAAAUAUUGCCUUGUAAAACAUUAAACAUUAGUGAAAAGGAGUGAAUCCCUGUAAUAUUUCAACAGAAUGGAAUGAAUCUUAUGCAUUAAUGCAUGAACAAAAAGAUACCAGUUUAGAUUUUAUAUAUUCUGUUAUAAACGAAGAAUUUUAAAAAUCAUUUUUAAUUGCUUUGAAAUUUUGUGUUGUAAGACAUUAAAAUUAAGCGAAAAAGAAGUGAAUUCCUACUAUGUUUCUACAGAAUAAAUGAACAACAAUUAUAUAACAUUCCUUUUUUUUUUUUUUUAUUAUUUUUUAAGAUCGGUCAUAAUCCUAUUUUAUUUAUAAAAUAUUUAAGAUAUUUGAAUAUUCUUUUGAAAUGAAAGCCCUGGAAAUAAA
This is a messenger RNA of Drosophila gunungcola (fruit fly), 1607 nucleotides long. It is a transcript of the gene Xpac, whose product is annotated as DNA repair protein complementing XP-A cells homolog. The coding region runs from base 99 to 1001 and encodes 300 amino acids. Gene Ontology annotation, biological process: nucleotide-excision repair, DNA damage recognition; base-excision repair; nucleotide-excision repair involved in interstrand cross-link repair. The record is from RefSeq and is a predicted model, not a curated record. Gene Ontology annotation, cellular component: nucleotide-excision repair factor 1 complex. The transcript has 2 exons. Gene Ontology annotation, molecular function: damaged DNA binding. Lineage: Eukaryota; Metazoa; Arthropoda; Insecta; Diptera; Drosophilidae.